AUGGAAUAUAAAGAAAAUGAUUAUUAUGAAAGACAAAAACGUUUAGAAAAUAUAAUAAAAAAAAAUUUUUAUUCUAAUGAGGAUAUAUUAGAAUGUUGUGAUGAUGUAAUUAAAGGGGGUGUUAUAUCUAAAAAUAAUUGUCAAUUUGAAGAAGAUUGUAAUUGUUUUAAAUGUGAAGAUAUUGUACUAAUUAUAAAUGAAUAUAUAAAAAAAGAAUGUAUAUUAGAUAAUUAUGUUAAUGGUUAUAAAUAUUUAUAUGAAAAUAUUGAAAAAUUUGAAAAUAAAAUAUCAAAUAAAUUUGACAUUGAUGAUAUUGUUUGGAAUCAAAUUUUGAAAAUAAACAAAGACGAAAAACAAAAUUAUAAUUAUGUACAUAAAAAUGUUAAAAAUGAAAAUCAUAAGAUCGAAAAAAAAUAUAUAUUUAACAUAAAUUUUAAAGGUGAUGAAGAAAAAAAUAAAGAAACUAAUUGUGUCGAAAUGGAAGUAUAUACUAUAUCAAUUAUAAUAAAAGUUAAAAAUAAAAUUUUUAAAUCAUCACCAAUAUUAAAAAAUGUUAUAGACACAUUACCUUACUAUGAUGAUAAUUAUUAUUAUAUAAAUAAUAGAAUAGGAAUUAUCGAAAAAAUCAAAAAACAAAUUUAUGACUAUUGUUUCGGAAGCCCAAAAAGGAAGCAAACUGAAAUGGGGCAUGCUAAAAAAAGGAAGCAAACUGAAAUGGGGCAUGCUAAAAAAAGGAAGCAAACUGAAAUGGGGCAUGCUAAAAAAAUUGAGGUAGACAGAUUUUCAAAAACUGAUGAACCAUAUUUAUACGACAAUAUUAAUUAUGAAAAUAUUUUUCAUGAUUUUACAAAUUUCAAUAUCAAAAAUAACAAUGACAAUUUUUUUUAUCCAGAUCAUAAUAAGAAUGAAGAACAAUAUUUAUUUAAUGGUAGAUAUUAUAGUAAUACAAUUAAUGAUUGGGAAAAUAAUAAAUAUUAUAAUAAAAAUAAUAUUAACAGUUCAGGUAAAAAUAUAAUGUAUAAUAUAAAUGAUUCAAAUUUGUCUUUUAAUAAAAAAGAGGAACAUAAUCAUGAUAUGGAACAAAAAUAUAAUGAAAUAGUUAAGAAAAAAGGAAGGGCAUUCAAAAUUUAUGAAAUUAAUAUAAGAUCUGAUAAAAACUUAACAAGUAUAAAAAGCAUUAUUACACUAAUUGAAAUGGUUAGCUUAGCUUAUUUGUAUUUUGUAAAAUGUGUCAAGGAUAUGAGCGAAAAGGAAAAUGCUGAAAAGGGCCAAAAAGGGAACAGCUUUGAAAAGGGCCAAAAAGGGAACAGCUUUGAAAAGGGCCAAAGUGAUGGCAGUAACCCUUUUUGUGAUGAAAAAUAUUAUGAACUUUUUUACAGUAUCAUUUCUGGUUAUUUGAGUAAUAAUAUAGAAAAAAAAAAAAAAAAAAAAUUUAAGAAAAUAAGGAAAAAGAAAGGUCAAUCGACAUCUUCUUGUUAUUCUGAUAAUCAAAAGGAGGAAUAUUCCUCAUUUUCUGAUAAAGAUAGCAGUAAAAUUUAUGAUAAAGGUCAUGAAAGUGAAUCUAUUAAAGAUAUAGAUUCUGUUUUUGAUCCAGAAAUAUCUACAUCUGAAGAAAUAGAAUACGAAUCUGAUGAAGGAAAUAGUAAUGAUUCCAUUAUAAAAAUAAAGGAUAACAAUAAAAUACGAGAUAAUAAUUGUUCGAUAAAUCAAGAAGAAAAUUUAAUUAUACAUAAUGAAUGUGAAAUGUCAAAAAUUUUAAAUGAUAAAGGAAUAUAUAAUGUUAUAGAAUAUAUAAAACAUAUUAUUAUGUCUAUUAUAAAAGAAUGUGAUGGUUAUUUUAAUAUUGAAUAUUUAUAUACUCUACAUAUAUUUGAGUUCAAAUUAUUUUUUGAUAUUUUUAAAAAAAAUAUUUUAAGAAGAGAUAUACAAGAUGAUCUUCUAAUAAUGUUAACAUAUUGUGGAUUUAAAAUUAAAAAUGAUGAAAUAAUCAAUUUUUGUUUUUGGAAAAUUAUAAGCAUAUUUGAAGAUGGUAAUAUACCUAAUAGUUGGGAAAUCAUGAAAAGUGUAAAUAAAGAUGGUAAUGAAUAUACUGAAGGAGCUAGUAAUAUAUUGAAAAAAAAAUAUAUCGAAUUUAAAAAUAAUGUUAAAGAAAUAACACAACAAAAUGAAAAAAAAAAAAAAAAUGUAAUAGAAUCAUGUAAUACAAUUUUUUACGAAGCAUUAAAUUUAAUACCCAAUGUAGAAAAUAAUAAAAAAUAUUUAAGUGAAAUUGAUAUAAAUAAUGGAAAUUUAUAUUUCAAAAAAAAUUUAAUUAAUAAAAAUGUUUUUUUGAAUUUUAUAAAAAAUGCUAAACAAAAAUUUAACUUUUUUAAUAAUAUAGAAAAAGGAUAUGUUAUAAAUGUAGUAAAAAGGAUAAGAAAUUUUAAUGAUUAUUAUUCUUGUUGUUAUAUUUUAAAAAAUAAUAAAAAAAAAAUAUUAAUAGGGUUUAAAAAGAGAGGAGAAAAUAAAGUAUACAUAUAUAAAUAUGAUAAAAAAAUUAAAAAUAUAUAUAAACAUGUAGAAAAAAAUACUGUUAUAUCAGGAUUUUUAGGAGUGUUAAUAUGUAAUUUUAUUGGAAUGAAAAUUAAUAUAUAUGAUAAUGGAAUAGACAAAAAAUAUUCAAAUUUUUUUCCAAAUUUUGAAAGAAAAAAUGUUAUAACAAUCAAAUUUGAAUCUAAUAUAAUAAGUGAAUUACCUCGUCAUUUUAUUUGUAAUAUAUAUAAAGAAGAUAAAAGUGUAAAAUUUAUAUAUGAAAAUAAAUGUCCAACAUGGAAUGAAGAAAAAGAAAUUUAUGAAUUGCCUUUUUAUGGUCGAGUUAGAUUGGCAAGUGCUAAAAAUUUACAGUUAAUUUUAAAAAAAUGUUUAAUUAAUAACUCUAAAAAAACAUUAUUUUCAAAUACAACUAUUAACGAUUUAAUAGAUUAUAUGAGUACAGAAAGGAAUAAUCAACUUAUGGAAUAUAGUGAAACAAUUAAUGAUAAAGAAAGCAAUGAUAAUAUCGCAUUUCCCAAGAUAAGUGAUGAAUAUAACUGGAAUUCAGGUAUUACAUUCAAAGCUAACAAAAAUGGAAAUCAUAAUAAUACUACUAGUAGUAGUAGUAGGAAAAAUAAUGGAAGCAAUGAUAGUAUACAAAAUGAAGAGGGAGAAAAAAGCAUAAUAAACAAAUUCUCUUUUGAUGUGAUAAAAAAUAAUUUUAAAAUAAAAAAAGAAGAAAAAUUCGAAAUUAUAAAUAAUGAUCAAGAUGAAAUUUUUCUUAUUUUUGGUAAAAAUUCAAAGGAUUAUUUUACUUUGGAUUAUCGUCAUCCUUUAUCUUCCUUUGAAGCUUUUUCUAUAGCAAUUUCUUCUUUGUUGAAAAAAAAAGCCGUAUCAUAA
Messenger RNA from Plasmodium yoelii, 3411 nucleotides. RefSeq lists its product as uncharacterized. The coding region runs from base 1 to 3411 and encodes 1136 amino acids. The record is from RefSeq and is a predicted model, not a curated record. Lineage: Eukaryota; Apicomplexa; Aconoidasida; Haemosporida; Plasmodiidae. The transcript has a single exon.